AAACUCCUACAGGGAAAAGAUGGAUCUUUCUAAUCGAAGAUACCAGUACAAAAUGGGUGGAACUCUGUGCCCUACAGGAAGCCACAGCUGCAAAUUGUGCUAAAACAUUAGUAGAAGAAGUUUACUUACGUUACGGUUUACCCAGGAGGUUGAUCAGCGAUAACGGUAAGCAAUUUGACAGUGCUGUUAUACAACAAACUUGCGAUUUACUUGAUAUUAAGCAAGACCUGACACCUGAAUAUCACCCUCGAGCAAAUCCUUCUGAAAGAAAAAAUAGAGAUCUUAAACCGAGACUAGCCAUUCUUGUUGGUGACUCGCAUGAUACGUGGGAAAAAAAACUAUCCCUGAUACGUUUCGCCAUGAACACAACAAAAUGUGAUACAAAAGGGCACACCGCCGCCUAUUUACAGUUUGGAAGGGAACUUCAAACCACAGAUGACGUUAAUCAUGAUGUUAGAGCUGUCAUUAAAAAUGGAAACUUUGUGCCUGAGAUAACACCAUGCCUAAAAAGGUUUGCUAGUCUAAGAGUCCAGAUCAAAGAACGAGUCGAAUGCAAACAGGAUCAACCGAAAGCAAAUUUUGACUGUCGUCAACGACCUCUAUACUUCCAACCUGGGGACAAGGUUUGG
Molecule: messenger RNA, 629 nt
Organism: Parasteatoda tepidariorum (common house spider)
Lineage: Eukaryota; Metazoa; Arthropoda; Arachnida; Araneae; Theridiidae
Source: RefSeq, a predicted model, not a curated record